UACAAUAAAAACAUGUGCAACAACUAACUAGUAAUAAGAGAAUUUAUUAUUAUUUUUUUAUAAUCACAAGUAAGAGAAUUAGCUCAAACAAAAUGGAAGAAAUUUUAUGCAAUAAGUUUGUGACAAUCAAGCACGCCAUAGAAGGCGCACCAAAAGAGGAUGAUUUUGAGGUUUUAAUUACAAAUAUUAGCACAUCAUCCAUUAAGCCAGGCUCUAACAAUGUCCUCGUCAAAUGUCUUCAACUUUCAAUGGAUCCUUACCAACUCAAUCGCAUGAAGAGUUUCAGUCCUUCUCAGAAUUCAGUAGCUGCGGCUUUCAAAUUGGUGCCUGGCAAGCCAAUUAACGGAAAUGGAAUUGGAAAAGUUGUGGCUUCAGGGCAUCCAAAAUUCCAAAAGGGUGACUUAGUUAUUGGAUUAGUGAUUUGGGCACAAUAUGCUGUGGUGGAGAAAGUCAAUUUGUUGAGAAAAUUAGAUCCUAUGGAAUUACCCUUGUCAUACCACCUUGGAAUUCUUGGAACCAGUGGACUCACAGCAUAUGCCGGUUUUUUCAAAGUGGGCAAACCAAAGAAGGGAGAGAAGAUAUUUGUAUCAACUGCUUCAGGGUCUGUUGGAAAUUUAGUUGGACAAUAUGCUAAGUUAUUUGGCUGCUAUGUUGUUGGUUGCGCAGGUUCCACUAAAAAGGUUGCUAUGUUAAAGGAAACGCUUGGCUUUGAUGAUGCAUUCAAUUAUAAAGAAGAGAGUGAUUUGAAUUUGGCUCUUCAAAGACACUUCCCGGAAGGAAUUGACAUCUAUUUUGACAAUGUGGGUGGUGAGAUGUUAGAAGCUACGAUUGCAAACAUGAACCCCUUUGGUAGAGUGGUUGCAUGUGGUGUUAUGUCUCAAUACACCGAUCCUACUAAGAGAAGAGCCGGUCCUAACAUGAUCGACGUCGUUUAUAAGCGAAUCACCAUCCAAGGAUAUCUAUGUACCGAUUACGACUUUCAAGAGGAUGGACAUUGUUUUGCCGAGUUUGUAUCAGCAACAUCAAGCUACCUCAAAGCAGGUCAAAUGCAAGUGCUUGAAGAUAUUCAUGUUGGCUUAGAGAGCAUCCCUUCUGCUUUAGUAGGUCUCUUUUGUGGUCGUAAUAUUGGCAAGACUGUUGUUAAAAUUGCGGAUGAUUAAUUAACUUAUUCGAGUUUCACGUAUUCCUUACAUUCCCAAUCAACAAAACAAUUGUUAAUAAAUAAACGAACUUGAUUCUAAGUGUUUA
Messenger RNA from Chenopodium quinoa (quinoa), 1248 nucleotides. Its product is annotated as 2-alkenal reductase (NADP(+)-dependent)-like. Gene Ontology annotation, molecular function: oxidoreductase activity, acting on the CH-CH group of donors, NAD or NADP as acceptor. The transcript is spliced from 5 exons. Bases 93 to 1160 code for a protein of 355 amino acids. Lineage: Eukaryota; Viridiplantae; Streptophyta; Magnoliopsida; Caryophyllales; Amaranthaceae. The record is from RefSeq and is a predicted model, not a curated record.